AUGUCCUCUCCCACAACCUUUGUACAAGGCUCCGAGGAGCCCGAAGCAGGGCGAGCCGACCUCCAAGCAAAGGCCCACUGUCCCGUCUGUAAGAAGUACUUCAAGGACCCAGUGACCAUCAAGUGUGGGCAUAACUUCUGUCUCACCUGCAUCCGUGAAUUCUGGAAGGAUCUAAAGGAUCGUUUCCCCUGCCCUGUUUGCCACUUUAACUGCCCAGAAAGGAGUUUUCAGAGUAAUGAACAGCUGACCAAGAAGACCAAAGUUGCCAAGCCGCUCCCUGUAAAAAAGACCAAGAAGAGAAAGCUGGAAGAGAAGUUUUCCUGUGAGACACGCCAAAAGCUUCCGGACCAAGAGGUCCCGGCCACUUCCUGGGAGAAGGACCAAGAGGUCCCGGCCACUUCCUGUGAGAAGGACCAAGAGGUCCCGGCCACUUCCUGGGAGAAGGACCAAGAGGUUCCCUGUCCACAGCGCAGCCUCGUCCCCAGUCACACGGGGGACUCUGUUUGGCCCAUAGAGAAGGCCGCCCUCAGUCCUCGGGAAUAUAUUGAGUGUUACGUUAAGCUGUGGAGGGAGAAGGUGGAGCCAGAGGAGAAAACACUCGCCUCACAAAGGAGGAGGUUACUAGAACUGAAGAAAUGGGCAGAGCGCCGAGGAGAAGAGCUGGCGCUUGAAUACCAACAGUAUAGGUCGUUUCUCCGCGGGGAACGAGAGAACAUGCGUGAGCAGUUACAAAACGAAGAGACGGCUGAAAUGGCCAAACUACAGGAAAACCUGGCCAAGUUCUCAGACCACAUCGCUUCCUUAAAGUGUCUGUGGAGGAAGGUGAAGAGCAAGUAUGUAAGGCCAGAACUGGAAUUGCUGACCGGGCUUAAAGAUUGCUACGAGAGACCCGAUAGCUUCAGAUGCCCUGAUAUACUCUCAUUUACACUGAAGGAGUAUGGCUUCCGGUUUCCUCCACAGUGUUCUGGCUUGGACAGAAUUAUCAAGCGAUUUCAAGUUGAUGUACUUCUGGAUCCUGGAACGGCAUACUGUAAACUUACGGUCUCAGAAGAUAGAAAAGCUGUGCAAUAUGGAGGAAGGCAGAGGUUACCAUAUAGCUCGAAAAGAUUUCGACGGUACCCUAUUGUUCUGGGGUCUGAAGGAUACAGUUCUGGCCGACAGUACUGGGAGGUAGAUGUGGAAUGCAAAAAUGAAUGGGUCGUGGGGGUCUGUAAGGAGUCCUUCCCCAGGAAAAGGCCUAGGGGCAGCAACAGUACUUUUCAACAGUACUCAGUGCAGGACGGAUUAUGGGGAGUUGGGCUAAACUACUGGGAAAAUUAUUUUGCACUGGGCCGUGAGAAAAUCAGUCUUCUGCCCAGUGUAGCACCUAAUAGGGUUGGAAUUUUUUUAGACUCUGAAAUGCAUGAGGUUUCAUUUUACAAUUUGCGUGAUAAGUCCCUGCUGUACAGUUUUAGCGACUGUGCUAGCGGUGCCCUUUGGCCUUAUUUCUACGUUGGAUAUCACUUCACACCCCUGAAGAUCUGCACAGUCGAAGAACCUGAGCCGUAAGAAGCCAACACAACCAGC
Molecule: messenger RNA, 1566 nt
Organism: Peromyscus californicus insignis
Lineage: Eukaryota; Metazoa; Chordata; Mammalia; Rodentia; Cricetidae
Product: tripartite motif-containing protein 60-like
Exons: 2
Coding region: 1-1548 (515 amino acids)
Molecular function (GO): protein binding
Source: RefSeq, a predicted model, not a curated record